Molecule: messenger RNA, 1482 nt
Organism: Entrophospora candida
Lineage: Eukaryota; Fungi; Glomeromycota; Glomeromycetes; Entrophosporales; Entrophosporaceae
Source: the annotation of a GenBank genome assembly
AUGAGUAAAUUUGAAGUUUCAAUUAUAACAUCACCAACAACAACGUCGGCAUCAUCAUUUUCCACUUCAUCAUUUACAACAGCAACAACCACGAUCGCACCUAGUAACAAUGAAGAUGAAGAUCUUCUUUACAAUUAUUUAGAAAAUUUCCAAUUCAUAGAGUUCUCGUCGAUUGAAAAACUUCAUCCAUUUGCAAAAUUAAAAGUAAUUUUAAAAAAAAUCGAGUCAAUAAAAGACGAAAAAUAUUUCGAAAAGUUAAAAUUAUUACACAAAUUAAGUUUACAUUCAAAUCUUAUAGCAAUUUACGGGUACACUGUUACGACAGAUAAAUCAAAUUACUAUAUUGUAAUGCAAUAUGCAAAUCAAAAUAAUUUACAAAGAUUUUUGGACGAAAAUUUCGAUAAACUUGGAAAGAAAGAAAAGAUUGACAUGGCAUACGAUCUAGCAAACGGAUUGAGUUUUAUUCAUAGUAAUGAUAUUGCGCAUAAUGCUUUGCAUGCUAAUAAUAUAGUGAUACAUAAUAAAAGGUUAUUAAUAACGGAUUUGUUUCUUUCCAAAUCAAUAAUACCCGAUAUUAACGAUGACAACCUCACUAACAAAAACGACGAUAAUAAACUUAUGGCAUAUAAUGAUCCAACAUCGUCGUCAAUAUCGUCACCAACAAAAAAAGACAUUUAUAGUUUAGAACAUGCAGAAUCAAUGGCUAGUGUACCGGUAGAAUAUAUAGAUUUAUAUGAACAAUGUUGGGACAAUGAUCCAAGUGUUAGGCCGGAAAUUGAAACUAUUUUGGAGAAAUUAUCAAAACUGCAAUCAAUUGCUGUCCAAGCUAAUUAUACUAACAAAGGCAUUAGUGGUGUAAUGAAUUUGUGUUCAGAAUUAUCAGAAAAAAUUUCCACGUCACCGGAUCGCGACGAUUUGACUCCAGAUGCUGAAAUGAUCUUGACUAAAGCAAUGAUGAAAUUGUUUGUUAGGAGUAAUGCAAGAAUCGAGAAUCUUUCGUUGUGCUCAUCUGUCAAUUACGAAAGUGAUUUAUACAAUUUGGUGAAUUACAACGAGCCUUACUAUUUGAUGAAAGAUAAAGAAGUGAAAAUUUUAUUUGAAGGUGUCAAAAGUGUGGAACUACUUCUUGCAAUCAGAAAAAAUAGUUUAAUCAAAAUUUUGACCGACGAACAUCUACAUAUAGAUACGUUAUGGUCUCGACACCCGGAAGAUACACACGUAGAUUUAUUUGGAGCCGAAAUAACAACAUUCAUAAGAUCACAAAAAUCUUUACUAACAUUUCGCUUGACAAAAUGUAAAGGUUACACGCGAAUAUUCUUCCCCGCGUUAUCAUCACAUAAAUCAUCAUUACGUCAAUUAACAUUUAAUCAAGUGGAUUUCAAAGGAUGCGAUACAUUGGAAUUUUUGAAUUCUUGCAAAUCGUUGGAAUUGCUUGAUUUAUAUCAGUGUUUAAAUAUCGAAGAAGAAAUGAUUAAGCCCUAG